CUCCACGCCCCUUCCACCCCCUUCGCUCCUUGACAUCCCUUCCCUCUGAAGUCUCUCGCCCCCCCCCCACGUCCUCCUCUUCGUCGAUCCUUAGACCCUCCGAAUGGCGCAUAACCUUCCUCCCCGAUCGACCAUUAAGAUCGUCGACACGUCGCCCUGGACAGUGUACCUCUCCCACUCAAGCACAGGACACGCCAGCAGCCCUAGCCCACAAGCUCCUACUCUCCUGAACAACGUCAUGAGUGCCCGCAAAAAAGUGCUGCGAAGAUCAGAUAGCAGAGAGAAGCUUCUGGAACUGCAGGGGUGAAGUGAACGCUCAUGUUGCUGAAAGCACAACCGCACGAUGCCGUACGGCGCCAAUGAUCAUCUCCUCCUGAAACGAUCGAGACAAGUUUCAAGGAUAUGUUUGUAGUUAUGUGAACCAUGUAGAUUAAUAAAGCGUGAUCAAAUGAU
Guillardia theta CCMP2712 is the source of this 453-nucleotide messenger RNA. RefSeq lists its product as hypothetical. Lineage: Eukaryota; Cryptophyceae; Pyrenomonadales; Geminigeraceae. The coding region runs from base 104 to 307 and encodes 67 amino acids. The transcript has a single exon. The record is from RefSeq and is a predicted model, not a curated record.